AUGUCUGACUUGACAACUUUGCGUAGUCAAAUCAAUCAAUGGACACUAGAUUAAGAUAAUAAAGUAUCAAUAAUGAUAAUACAUUAUCUUUCUUUAGACCUUCAUUAAAUUGGAUCAAAUGAGUACCAAUCUACUUACAAAAUUUGGAGCUGUGUCAUCAGAUAUCCGAUCAGUUCAACAUUCAGCUAACUCUAUCCAUGCACAAAUCAAUCAAGCCUUCAAUAAAUUUUUAACUCUGAGUGAUAGUCGCUUUACUGAAUAAGUAUAUUCUUUUAUAGAUUAUUCAAGAGAAUGGCUCCUCCAUAAGAAGCUCCUCCAAAAGCUACACCUCCAUAAACCAAAGAUGAUGGAUUAACAACAGCUCAAAAAUACACUAAAGCCUUAGGUGUAGCAUUACAAUCUCUUGAUUUACAAUAAAUGGCAUAAGAUGGUAUUCGAUUCUCCAUAUCUCUUAGAUGAUAUAUUUGAUGAUAGAGAUGAUAAAUCAAUCUCUGUCUUCUCUGCAGCUACAACUAGUGGCACUGUAAGCAAGUCUGUUAAGUUACCUGCUAUGUUUGGAACACCCUAAUUCAACAACAACAAAUUUAUUGGUUAAGCAUUCCAUACUAUUCUUAGGUCUUUUUGAUGACUUUGAUGAAGCUCCCAUCUAAGAACCAGUUCGUCAAUCUGCUCCUGCUCCCGCUUACAGAUAAUCUGAGGCUCAAUCUUAAUAAAUGCCUAUUGCAAAUUAGUAAUCUCAAUUGGUUCCACCAUAGAAUUAAUAACAAAUUAGAUAAUCAAUUAGAUAAGAUCAAUCUUAAAUCUCAUAUACAGGUGACAACAAUUAAUUCAUUACACGAACAAAUUCUGCUCUAGGCAAUUCAAUGAUGGAUUAACAAUUCGGAUUUACAGACCCUCAAUAGAAGGAAGCAUUUAACCUAGCAUUUGCACCACCAUAUCAAUAACAACAAUAAUAAGGACUCUAACCAUAACCUCCUCUUCAAACUGCUUCACAAACACAAAGACCAACAGUAGUUGAUCCACCUCCCCCUCCACCUCCUCCCCCUACCUAAUAACCUUAUUAUUAAUAACCAUAACUAUAAUAGCCAGUAAUAUAAUAACCACCUCCAUAAUAGUAAAUUCAACCUCCUUAAACUCUUUAAGAAUAAUUAAAUUAGUUAAUUUUACAAAAAAGAGAACAAAAUCAGCCAUAAUAAUAACCAAAUUAACAAUAAUAAUAGAUUCCAAUCCCUUAAACUAAUCUCUAAUAAUAACCAUAAUAAUAAUAAUAUUUGGAAAAUCCUUAAUAGAGAAACUCCCAAUAACCAUAAAAAGUAUUUUAACCACCCUCUGUUAUUGGAGCACCCUCUUAUGCGUAAAAAAAGGAUAAAAUAGUAGGCUUAUUUGAAGAGGAUGAUGAUGAUGAUGAUAAUGAUGGUGGAUUAUUUAAAUCAACAUCAACAAAUAAAUAAAAAUUCAAUAACUUACUUACUGAUGGAGUUGCAAAACAAGAUGAAAUUAAAAAACCAGUAGCAAUUGUUGUUAAAGAAGAAGAAGAUACAGAUUUAAUCCCUUAGCCUAGAGUACAAAGUAUUAAGCCACCUCCAAAAAAACAACUUUUUGAUGAAACAGAAGAAGAAAAUCUUUAAAAGGCAAAUGCAGAUAAAAUAGCUGCAAUGUAUACAUAAUAAUAACAAAAGCAGCAGUAAUAAUAAUAAUAAUAAUAAUAAUAAUAAUAAUAAUAAUAAUAAUAAUAAUAAUAAUAAUAAUAAUAAUAAUAAUAAUAAUAAUAAUAAUAACAAUAAUAAUAAUAAUAAUAAGUAAUUCCUCCUAAAAGAAAUGUUUUCUAAGAUUCAGAUGAUGAAAAAAAAUAAUAACCUUAAGUUACUGCUAAACCAACUUAAUAAUUAACUGUUCCUGCUACUGAAGAACCACCUGUUAGACCUUCAAUUUAAUAACUAUAAAAUAAAUUAAACUUGAAUAUGUUUAUGAAACCUCCUGGAGAAUAAGUAACUAUGAAAGACAUAAAAAAAAAUGAAAGAGAAAAUGAAUCAGAAUUUGUAGAAUAACAAGCAGAAAGACCAGUUGUGUAAAAGAAGAAAGCAAGAGGAAAAUAAGCAAUUGAUUUUGAUGAUGACGAUUCUAAAAAGAAAUCUACUAAACCUACUUUUGUUAUAAAGGAGAAAACAUAAUAAACUUAGAAAGCUGAAGCAGUAAUCGAUAGAACAUCUUAUAGAGAAUCAAUUAAAUUAAAUAAAUUAAAUGAUUUUGAGGUUCCAAUAACAUUGGAAGUGAAAACAGAAAAGAAAGAUAUAUAAGUUACAAUAGCUCCACCAACAUAAUAAUUACCUAGUUUAACAUCCAAUAAGCCAAGUUAAUAAUAAGAUCCUUUAAAAGUUAUAGGUAAAGAAUUCGAAUAGAAGUAAUCAAUUAUUACAUAAUUUAUAGAGGUUUACCAAAUUUCUUUAGUGAUCCACUAGGAGGAGGAGGAAAGAAACAAUAAUAGCCAGUAUAGAUAGGAAAUUUACCAGGUUUUGGAGGUAAGUAUUGAAUAUAGAUAAUAGGUAAAUCAAAUACUUAGACUACUAAUGUUUAAGUAACAGUAACUCCAACAAUAUCUAAACCAUAAAGAAAGAAUAUGUUUAGUGAUGAUGAAGAAGAGUAAGUCACUAAAUUACCAAUGCCAGGUCAAAGAGUUGAGUAAAAUUAAAUUAUUAUAGUUGACCUCCUAAACCAGUUAUUUAACAAUAAUAAUAAAUUGUUCCUCCUUCAUAGAAACCAUAAAUAAAGAAAAAUGUGUUUGAUGAUGAAUCAGAAGAAGAUUUGAAACCGCCUCCAAGACCUCAAGUUUAAUAGUAACAAAUCAAACCUUCUGAACCAGUAAAGAAACCUGAAGCUCCAAAACCAACACCUGCUCAAUAAAGGAAUUAAAGAAUGCAAAGAGCAUUAUUUGAAGAUUCUGAUUG
Messenger RNA from Paramecium primaurelia, 2945 nucleotides. The record is from the annotation of a GenBank genome assembly. NCBI's taxonomy places the organism in Eukaryota, Ciliophora, Oligohymenophorea, Peniculida, Parameciidae.